CCAGCCAUAUACGAAGCUGGCGUUGUUUCCACCGGGCCCGAAACUUUUACAUAUGAACAUGAUUAUAUCCCUCGUUACAUGUGAUGGACUGGGUGUAGAUUUCUGUCGGAAGGAGGCAUGCAGCUCCAUUCCAGAUCCCCGAUUUAUCUGGGACCAAAUCCAUUCAAGGACGCAAAAACACGAAGGACACUUUUGUUGCGGGACCCUGCUUGAACGUCAGCUUGAUUUUGAAUCGUUGUGUAUAGGCUGAGACUUGAUCUGAACAAACACAGUCUCAAUGAAUGCGACUGCUGCGCAGGACAGAGUCCGGAAUUCGGGCCGGAAUAUGAACGGUGUUGACGGAGUUCACGCCAGUCAGAAUGGAAGGCCAUUUUACGAUAGGGCCCCGUCCGAUAAGCCUCGAGGAUAUUCUGCCAACGGAGCCGAGGAGAGACCCCAAUCCCAACGCCGAUUCCCCCGGAUCUCGCUACCAGUAGAGCUCAUGCAAGACUCUUAUGAUGUGGUAGCCAUUGGCUCAGGAUAUGGAGGGGGAGUCGCCGCUAGCCGGAUGGCGAGAGGCGGACAAAGCGUCUGCGUUCUGGAGCGAGGGAGGGAGAGAUGGCCUGGUGAGUUCCCUGAGAAGCUGGAGGACGCGGUCAAGGAGCUCCAUGUCAGCGGCCAGUUUGCCCCCGGAGACAGACGAAGCAUUCCCGGGGCCAUGAUUGAUACGGGGAAUCCGAAUGGUCUGUAUCACUUCGUGGUAGGAGAAGGCCAGAACGUGUACAUGGGCAACGGUCUGGGUGGCACCAGUCUCUUGAAUGCCAACGUGUUCUUGGAGGCCCAUAAAAAGGUCUUGGAGAUGGGAGUCUGGCCAGACGAACUCAAAGGUUAUGAUUCGUGGAAGAAGUACUAUGACCGCGCAAAGAGUGUCCUGGAGCCUGCUCAGUACCCGUUGACCUUCCCCAAUCUUCUUAAAGCGGACCUGCUCAAGAAACAGUCGGAACUCAUGAGUUGGGGCGAUAACUUCUACCGCGUUCCGCAAACCACUCGAUUCGAGGACGGUCCUAACGGCACGGGGGUCUACAUGCAGGCGUCGCAACUGACGGGCAUGGACGCAACUGGCAUCAACGACGGGAGCAAGUCAACAACUCUCGUAAACUACCUCAGUGAUGCGUGGAACUGGGGCGCCGAAAUAUUCUGCGAGUGUGAGGUCAGAUAUGUUACCAAAGCUCCGGAUCGGGAAGGAUAUAUCGUCUAUUUCGCGUGGCGCUCCUGCGGCCGAGAUCGAUUCAAUACCUUCUUCGAAGACCUCAUGUGGGUUCACGCAAAGAAGUUCGUCUUCUUUGGAGCUGGGAGCAUCGGAACCACCGAGAUCUUGCUUCGAAGCAGACAGAUGGGCUUGGACUUGAGCGAUGACCUCGGCACUGAGAUGAGUGGGAAUGGAGAUAUGCUGGGCUUCGGCUAUAACACCGACCAUCAAGCCAACUGUAUCGCUCGUCCAGAACCUACUCCGGAUCGACCAGUAGGACCAUGCAUAACCUCAGUCCUUGACCUACGGGAUCAGAAAAACCCUCUGGAUGGAUUCGUGGUCGAAGACUGCGCGGUGCCUUACGCUCUUGCCCCGCUGAUGUUUGGCAUGAUGGAAUAUCUGCCGGAUAUGAGACGCCCCAAGUACAAUCCUGUCGAGACGAUAACGAAGCUUGUUGCACGAAUGAAAGGCAAGCUUCUCGGACCAUAUUUCUCAGAGGGCAGCGUCCAGAAGACCGCCGUAUACUUGAUCAUGUCUCAUGAUAGUAGUCAAGGCAGGCUGAUACUCCAGGAUGACAAGCCAAUGCUCACUUAUUCGGGGGUGGGCCGCUCUAAGUCGGUAUCUCGCAUCCACGAUAUCCUUGAGAAGAUGACUGCUGCUGUCGGGGGAAACUUUAUAGCCAAUCCAGUUUGGAGUACACUGGGUAGGCAGGAGAUCACGGUUCAUCCCAUAGGCGGUGCUCGUAUCAGCAAAGACAACUCCGGCAACCAUGGAGUGGUGAAUCACAUGGGUGAGAUUCUGAAAGGAAACGGAAGCGAGGCUUAUGAGGGACUGGUAGUGUGCGACAGCGCUGCCUUGCCAGCUGCCGUUGGUGUUAACCCGUUUGCUACCAUUACUGCCUUUGCUGAACGGUCGGUGGAGAUGAUGGCGCAUAAGCGAAGCAUCUCCAUUGACUAUGACACAAGGAAUGGCCAGUUGGAUAUGUUCAACGCCCCGGCAUUUCCUUCUCCUCGAGAUGCAGACACCACGAAACUUGCAGCCAGGCUUGCUAGCGAACAUCAGACUGCCGGUGUCGCGUUCUCCGAGAUCAUGACUGGUUUUAUAUAUACUGGUCACGACGUUAGAGACUUUGACGUCGCAACGAGGCUCGCUCGAGGUCGCUGUGAAAAUGCACGGUUCUUCCUGAGUGUCAAAUCCUGGAGCACCGAGGAAUUGGUGAACAGCAGUCAACACCUGGCGAACUUGACCGGAACAUUCACUUGCAACGCUCUUGGAGGAUAUCUUAUGGUCCACCGCGGCACCUUCCAACUAUUCAACCACGACUCCCGGCAACCAGAUACAGCGAAUCUGACAUACAACUUUGACAUGACUUCGCCGAGUGGAAGAAGACUGCACUUCAAUGGUUACAAAACCGUGAACACCGCGUCCUUCCUCAACCCACUCGAGCUCUGGAGACAGACCAGCACUCUAUAUGUCACUAUCACCGACCAAGACAGUGCGGUUGUAGGCCGUGGUACGCUACGCAUCCAGCCCAAUGACUUCAGCUAUGAGCUCCAGAGCUUUGCGACCGGCGGGCCAUCGCUAUGGACGAGAGCCAGAUCUGCAGCAAGCUUCCUUUCUUACUUUACCAGACAACUCUCCGUGCCUUUCCUUUCAACACUGGGCCAACUCCAAUGGCCAGGCACAACUCCAGACUACACCUCUAAGGAAGUAGGCACCUCCUCGACCAUCCCCUUGACAGCAUCCGAUGGGAUCACCACCAGGAUGGUCAUGUGGAACCCCUGUUAUUUCGGAAGAGAAAUUCUUGGUCCUGCACCAACCAUCCUAUUUAUCCCAGGUGCUGCAGUUGACCACAAAAUGUUUGCCCUGCCCACUAUUGAACGAAACGCAGUCGAAUAUUUCCGCGACUCGGGAUACCGUACCUCCUGCAUCACCCACCGAGUUGGUCGAACUUCUAUUGCUCGAGAUGGCUACACACCAUACGAUGCACGGCGCGAUAUCCACGCUGCCUUGGCUCACAUUCGCAAGGUUGCCAGUACAAUGAGUCCAAGCGAACCGCCCAAGAUAUAUGUGGUCGCCCACUGCGCAGGCUCCCUAGCGCUCGCCUGCGGUUUGCUAGACGGCACAAUUCCCAGUGAAUGGAUCCAAGGUAUUACAGCCUCGAUGGUCUUCAUGAACCCUAAAUUUGGAAAGGUCAAUAGUCUUUUGUCUGGCUUCCCGACUUCGCUGUAUGCCCGACUAGUCAGUCCCUACUGGGACUGCACCAGUAGUCGCAACGACACGUACAUUCAGUCAUUCCUGAACCAGGCGUUGCGUCUUUACCCUGGAGGGGAUGCCCGAGAGUCCUGUCGAUCGGUUGUCUGUCAUCGAAGCGAGCUUGUAUUUGGCCGUCUCUGGACCCACAAGAAUCUCAAUGAUGCUACCCAUGCUCAGCUCGAACGCUUCCUCGGCGGCACCUCUAUGCGUUCUCUCCAGUGGCUCAUGGAAACGGGCCGUUUGGAGACCGUCACAGCCAACGGGCCAGCAUACACCAACCUCGUCACACCGGAAAACCUCGAUCGCUUGAAAGGCAUCCCGAUUCUGUUCUUAUCAGGAACUGGGAACAUGGUGUUUACAGCCGAGAAUACGGACGUCUCGUACACGACUCUCUGUAAUGUACAUGGGAGGGAGUGGUACGAGCGGGAGGUCUUCACGGGCAAGGGGCAUCUAGACGCCUGGAUGGGAUCGACGGCUUAUCAAGACGUGUAUCCAAGGGUCAGGCGCCAUGCCGAUCGGAUCAUGAAGGGGGGACAAGGUCCAGCUGGUAAAUUGGACAAGCACGAUGCGGUGUAGGGACUUGCUGUGGAAUCAGAAUGUCUAUUGGU
Aspergillus ibericus CBS 121593 is the source of this 4092-nucleotide messenger RNA. Its product is annotated as FAD/NAD(P)-binding domain-containing protein. Gene Ontology annotation, molecular function: flavin adenine dinucleotide binding; oxidoreductase activity, acting on CH-OH group of donors. Lineage: Eukaryota; Fungi; Ascomycota; Eurotiomycetes; Eurotiales; Aspergillaceae. The transcript is spliced from 8 exons. The coding region runs from base 278 to 4060 and encodes 1260 amino acids. The record is from RefSeq and is a predicted model, not a curated record.